GCCAGGCGGCUAGGCGCUGCUCGUUCUCCCACUCUCCGCUCUGUCCGCGAGUCUCAGGGCUCCGCAGUGACUUCCCGGGCUCCGGUUCCGGAAGUGGGCUCAACUCCUGCGGUUCCUGGCCCCGGGCCGCGACAGUCUCCACGGUGGCGGCCACUACAUCUCGCCCCACGUCGGCAGCGCUCGGCGCCGUAGUGCCGACGAGCCCCGAGCCCAUGACAGGCCAGGGCCAGUCCGCGGCCGGGUCGGCGGCGUGGAGCGGCAUGUUCCGCCACGUCCGGUACGAGAACCUGGUGGCCGGCGUGAGCGGCGGGGUCUUGUCCAACCUGGCGCUGCACCCGCUGGACCUCGUGAAGAUCCGCUUCGCUGUGAGUGAUGGACUGGAAGUGAGACCAAAAUAUAAUGGAAUUUUACAUUGCUUGACUACCAUUUGGAAAGUUGAUGGACUUCGAGGACUUUAUCAAGGAGUAACCCCAAAUGUGUGGGGUGCAGGUUUAUCCUGGGGACUCUACUUUUUCUUUUACAGUGCCAUCAAGUCCUAUAAGACAGAGGGAAGAGCUGAACAGCUAGAACCAAUAGAAUACCUUGUCUCGGCUGCUGAAGCUGGAGCCAUGACACUCUGCAUUACAAACCCAUUUUGGGUGACAAAAACUCGCCUUAUGUUGCAGUACGGUGGUGUUGUUAACCCUUCACAGAGACAAUACAAAGGAAUGUUUGAUGCCCUUCUGAAGAUAUAUAAAUAUGAAGGAGUGCGUGGAUUGUACAAGGGAUUUGUCCCUGGGCUAUUUGGAACAUCACAUGGUGCUCUUCAGUUUAUGGCAUAUGAAUUGCUAAAGUUGAAGUACAAUGAACACAUCAAUAGAUUACCAGAAGCCCAGCUGAGCACAGCAGAAUAUAUCUCUGUUGCAGCACUAUCCAAAAUAUUUGCUGUAGCAGCAACAUACCCGUAUCAGGUUGUGAGAGCCCGUCUUCAGGACCAGCAUGUGUCUUAUGGUGGUGUGAUGGACGUGAUCAUAAAGACGUGGAGGAAAGAAGGUGUCGGUGGAUUUUACAAAGGAAUUGCCCCCAAUUUGAUUAGAGUGACUCCAGCCUGCUGCAUCACCUUUGUGGUUUAUGAAAAUGUUUCACACUUUUUAAAUAACCUUAGAGAAAAGAAAGUAAGCUAAAAGAAGAUUCCAGUAUAUCUUCUUGAAGCAGCAACAUACUCCGUUGUGUUCAAAACAAAACUCAGAAGAACACUACAAAGCAACAUAGCUCAUAAUCAACGUUUGUCUGUUGGAAGUCAAAGGACUGCCAAGCCAUGGUGAUGUUUUCUGCCCUCUGCUUCUGCAUAUGUGUGGAGCUUGGCUGCCUCUGUGUGGAGUGGAUGCCAUCAGCAUAAUGUUGAAACUGAUAACCAGUGAAAAUGUACAAGAUCUUCCAUUUCAUUGUUCAAGUAGAAGUUAAUUUGUAAAUAAUUUGAUGAAUAUUCUUUCUGAACUCUCUUGCCUGGAUUGGCUUUAAAACUGACCCAUGUGCAGCAGCAAGGAACUGGCUUCUUACAAGAACAACUGUAUUUCAAGGGUCAAUUAAACUUGGGGACUUAUAAAGAAGGGGUUAUCCAAAUCCCCAUUUUGAAUGGGGAUAUUUUUGUUAGAAAACAGUACAGGGCUUUAGCAUUGAUCUAAUUGGACCACACCAACUACAGAGAUUGGAGAAGUAUGUAUCUGUCUGAGAGAUACCUAGUACCUUUUGCUGUUCCAUUAAUUAUUGACAGUGUGAUUCUGAACCCAGACCUUGUUUUUUGGCCAUAAACUUGGUGUGUGGGUGGAGUGUGUAAGGUCCUUCAAAUGUGAUGCCCUGAAGGAAUAUAAUUUCCAGGAUGCUGUGAAGCCUUUCUUCAGCAUGUGUGGUUACAGAUCACUCAACAGAAAUGCCUGGCCCACAUCUCAGAGAGAUGGAAUGUUUCCUUUGAGUUUCUUGAAAAACUGAAUAGAAAUAAGCAUUCUUUUUUUCCCUUAAUUUUUAGAUUUGUGGAUCUAAAUUCCAAAUAAAUGAUUUGUCUACAUUGGUUGCUCAAAUUCAGGUUGAAAUACAAAUUACAUGUUUGUGGCCAUUACUGAUUUGAUUUAUGUGUCGUUGUAGGUCUGCAGGUACUAAACCCAAAAGGAUGCUAGACUAAUACUAUUCUGAAAAACUGUCAGUGCUAUUGCACUAUUUUUUUUGUAAAUAAAACAAAGCUAUAUUUAUAGGGUUCUUUGAAAACAAGCCUAUUGUUUUAUAUUUUGGAAAUGGCAUUGCUCUUAAAAUAAAAAAACAAAAGAUAAUUUAUAUUUA
This is a messenger RNA of Psammomys obesus (fat sand rat), 2313 nucleotides long. RefSeq names its product solute carrier family 25 member 32 (gene Slc25a32). Lineage: Eukaryota; Metazoa; Chordata; Mammalia; Rodentia; Muridae. Bases 213 to 1163 code for a protein of 316 amino acids. Gene Ontology annotation, cellular component: mitochondrion. Gene Ontology annotation, molecular function: FAD transmembrane transporter activity; folic acid transmembrane transporter activity. Gene Ontology annotation, biological process: folate import into mitochondrion; nucleotide transport. The record is from RefSeq and is a predicted model, not a curated record. The transcript is spliced from 7 exons.